Coregonus sp. 'balchen' is the source of this 5918-nucleotide messenger RNA. NCBI's taxonomy places the organism in Eukaryota, Metazoa, Chordata, Actinopteri, Salmoniformes, Salmonidae. The record is from the annotation of a GenBank genome assembly.
UGCCGUCGCCUUCUUAAAAUUAAACAGGCGGGUGAGUUAUCUAAAUCUAUGUCCAUCUACCGAUUUAGAAGACGUAAUAACAUAUAUGUAGAUCAAUAUCCACCUAUGUAAAUUGAAGUUUCACAAGUUAUCACAAUAUUAUAGGCAUUGCACAUUUCUAAGGCCCUCAAAUGCCAUGGUUUUGAACGGCUUGCUUUCCCAGUGGCUAGCUGGCUACCUUUCCACACUGCUGUUUCCAAUAACAUAACUGGCUAGUUAUCUAACUAGUAACUACGUCCAUAAAGUGGUGCCGACACGUGUUCAAUAAAAUAAAUUGACGCUUUGAUUUUGCAUGGUUUUUAUAGCUAACGCUAAGGUGUUAGACGCUUACUGAAAUUCAUAUCACACAAGCUAGCUAGCUAUUUAUCAUAUUGCCAGACACAACACAGUCAACUAGGUCGCGCUAGUUGGCCAAGCACAUGCCUUCCAACAAUGUUGAUUGCUGUAGAACAGACUUGCUGCCUGCUUCGAUGGGAUUGACAUGUUCCAAAUGCAUAUCAUCUUGACAUUUACGGCGUCAUGUGUUUACACAGUUUAGCUACCUGUAACUUGCCGUUGUGAUACAGGGGAAAUCUAAAUGGCUUGUAUGAGCCAACUACUGGUAGCUUGUUUCUAACAAUACGAGUUGUUGGCUGAACUAACUAGUCAUGUUACUGUAGCUAACGUUACACAACCACUGAUUGUGGGUGAUUUGAUAUGCUAUAAAUGUUGAUGGAACUGUUUUGCCAGUGGUAAUUGUUGCUAGUGUUUAAUGUUAACUAAUUACACCCCCCCCCCUCCUCCUCAGGUCACCAUGGCAGCCCUCAGACCUCUUACCAAGCCAAAGAUUGUCAAGAAGAGGGUUAAGAAGUUCAUUCGCCAUCAGUCUGACAGAUAUGUCAAGAUCACGGUAAGAGCAUUUGCUAAAUGCAUAUCAAAGAUGACACUUCUCCCUUUAUUAAUGUAAGGUUCCAUAUCGUGUAAUUUGUGGCGGAAGCAAGGCUUUUCAAACAUUACACUUGCAGGGAGGCAAAUGACAUUAAUCUCCCUCAAGCAGAGUAGUUAGAAGGAACAUUGAUUCUAACUGCGGUUCUAUGUAACUAACGUAUUUUUCUUGCCCCCUCCAGAAAAGCUGGCGUAAACCCAGGGGUAUUGACAACAGGGUCCGCAGGCGGUUUAAGGGUCAGAUGCUGAUGCCCAACAUUGGUUAUGGUAGCAACAAGAAGACCAAGCACAUGCUGCCCUCUGGUUUCAGGAAGUUCCUGGUGCACAACAUCAAGGAGCUCGAGGUCCUCAUGAUGAGCAACAAGUACGUUUUGUUGGGUAGUUUUUGUUGUAGUUUUUAUCUUCAAGUUAAAGGUACCUAAAGGCCAAUAUUAUUCCUCAUGGGGGUAUUUCUAGGUCGCCUCCUAUUUAACUGAUUCCACUCACAAGUAUGAAGCAUACUACAUAGGGCAUUACAUGCAAAGCUACAGGGGGUAUUAUAUAGAAGAGAGGGUAUUGUCUUCGUGGAGAGAGGAUUGCUUGGGUCAUGCACAUCCACAAGGGUCAGGAGCAAGGUGCAGCAGAAUUGACAUGAUCUUUAAAUCACCUCUCUGUAGCUCAACUGGUAGAGCACGGCGCUUGUAACGCCAGGGUAGUGGGUUCGAUCCCCGGGACCACCCAUACACAAAAAAUGUAUGCACGCAUGACUGUAAGUCGCUUUGGAUAAAAGCGUCUGCUAAAUGGCUUAUUAUUAUUAUUACCUCUACUCGCCUUAUGAUGGAAGGAUCAUCAAGUAUGCCCUGUGCUUACCUCGGGUAGACCCUCAUAAAUCCAGUAGAUUGCAUUGAUUUUCUAGUCCUGGGGACCCACAGUUCUAGACCUGUACUAAUACCCCUGGAAGAAAACUUUGUGAAAUGGAGGUGCUAACUGGGGCGCGUUCAGAAGGACGCAAUGUUUUGGUACGUUCAGAUAGAAAUAUGUUACGUAGAACAAACACGCCUCUGACAUGUAGAAUAAGGAAUCACGUCGACUAUUUUCAUGGCAUUUUCUAUCUUCAACGUUCGAGAACGUUUGGCAACUGAACGUGGCCCUUUAUACAUGAAUGAUAGCCUAGAUAGAAUACCAGAAAUGUUAAGAUAGAUUGUCUUAAAUGAAGCCUUCCGUUGUCAGGUCUAGACAUUUUGGCCACGUUAUCCCUCAGGCCGCAGGAGGUUUUUGACCUGGUUUUAUCCUCAUUGUGCAUAGGAGCCUUGACGUCCUUAGUGCCCUUCAGUCUUGGGUUGGGCGGUAUCCACACUUUCAUAUCGUCAUACCGUCCUUCUCUCAAGCUGGGAUAUAUGGUAUUACCGGUUUAGUACACAAGGGGGUGCCAAGAAAACACAAAUGAUCAUUGGACAUCUAUUACCGGAAUGCUAACAAAAUUAGCGGAAGUAACAGCGAAUUUCUAUGGAGGCUGCUAGCUAAAUAUGCUAACGCGCGCAAAUGAAAAUAAACAAAUUGCAAAGACGGUCAAUCCAGCACAUAAAGUUAUACAUAUAUAGGUAGGAGCUACCCAAAUGUCAUUUUUGUUGAGUUUGGACAUUAGCAAGCAAAUGUGAACGAAAGACAUUGUGCAAAUGAACAAUGUUUUGAAGCAUGCAGUACUGGCUCUCCAGCAGCAUGUCUACACGCUGUCUGUGUGGAGUCUGGAGUCGCUAGGGCAACCUGCCUGCUCUGUUCGGCGAAGAGGAGGAGCUGACAACGAAGAGGAGAAAAAACGCAAGGAAAUCAAGAUGGCAGUGGGAGCAAGCAAAUAACGAAUCCAAAGGGCUUUGCCUUCUCAAACACGGCAGAAAGCGAAAACAAUAUGAUGCCCUGUCACCUUAUUAAUUCAACCACUUACUUCGCUUGCACGUUGAGCUAGGGGUCGUGUUAACACUUACUUAGCACGUUAAGCUAGGGGUCGUGUUAACACAUAAUUCUGCAUUUUCCAUGCAGGAAAAAAAGGAAAUCCUAAGAAAUAUCUUGCUGCUUUUUGUAAACACAGAUCUAAAAAUUAUUUUUUAUUAUACACUGAACCAAAAUAUGAACGCAACAUGCAACAGUUUCAAAGAUUUUACUGCGUUACAGUUAAUAAGGAAAACAGUCAAUUGAAAUUAAUUCGUUAGGCCCUAAUCUAUGGAUUUCACAUGCCUGGCGAAACAGAUAUGCAUCUGUUGGUCACAAAUACCAAUAACAAAAAGGUGGGCGCGUGGAUCAGCGUACCACUCAUCUAGUGUGACCACCAUUUACCUCAUGCAGCGCGACAUCUCCUUUGCAUAGAGUUGAUCAAGCUAUUGAUUGUGGCCUGUGGAAUGUUGUCCCACUUCAAUGGUUGUGGGAAGUUGCUGGAUAUUGGCGGGAUCUGGAACACGCUGUCAUACACGUCGAUCCAGAGCAUCCCACAUGUCUGGUGAGUAUGCAGGCCAUGGAAGAACUGGGACAUUUUCAGCUUCCUGGAAUUGUGUACAGAUCCCUGCAACAUGAGGCCGUGCAUUAUCAUGCUGAAACAUGAGGUGAUGGCGGCGGAUAUAUGGCACGACAAUGGGCCUCAGGAUCUCGUCACGGUAUCUCUGCAUUCAAAUUGCCAUUGAUAAAAUGCAGUUCAUUGUCUGUAGCUUAUGCCUGCUUAUACCAUAACUCCACCGCCACCAUGGUGCACUCUGUUCACAACGUUGACGUCAGCAAACCGCUCGCCCACACUGCGCCAUACAUGCUGUCUGCCAUCUGCCCAGUACAGUUGAAACCGGGAUUCAUCCGUGAAGAGCACACUUCUCCAGCGUGCCAAUGGCCAUCGAAGGUGAGCAUAUGCCCACUGAAGUGGGUUACGACGCCGAACUGCAGUCCAGUCAAGACCCUGGUGAGGACGACGAGCAUGCAAAUGAGCUUCCCUGAGACAGUUUAUGACAGUUUGUGCAGAAAUUAUUCGGUUGUGCAAACCCACAGUUUCAUCAGCUGUCCGGGUGGCUGGUCUCAGACGAUCCGGCAGGUGACGAAGCCGGAUGUGGAGGUCCAGGGCUGGCGUGGUUACAUGCGGUUGUGAGGCUGGUUGAACAUACUGCCAAAUUCUCUAAAACGACGUUGGAGGCGGCUUAUGGUGGAGAAAUUAACAUUAAAUUCUCUGGAGACCGCUGUGGUGGACAUUCCUGCAGUCAGCAUGCCAAUUGCUUGCUCCCUCAACUUGAGACAUCUGUGGCAUUGUGUGACAAAAUUGCACAUUUUAGUGGCCUUUUAUUGUCCCUAGUACAAGGUGCACCUGUGUAAUGAUCAUGCUGUUUAAUCAGCUUCUUGAUAUGCCACACCUGUCGGGUGGAUGGAUUAUGUUGGCAAAGAAAAUGUUCAGUAACAGGGAUGUAAAUUCAUUUGUGCAAAAAAAUUUAGCCAAAUAAGCUUUCUGUGCAUAUGGAACAUUUCUGGGAUUUUUUAUUUCAGGUCCUGAAAUAUGGGACCAACACUUUACAUGUUGCGUUUAUAUUUUUGUUCAGUGUAUUUUCUGUGACAGAAAACUAUAGUUGCAAGUCCCUGACCAUGCUAUUGAAGCAAAAAAACACUGACUUUAUACAUAAAACGUGACCCCUGUCAAUACACAGCUGGACUCACCUGCUCCCGCUUUCUCCUGUUGUGCUAUUUACAAACAAACACGUGACUGGCUCAACUGUGCUGGGGAACUAAGUCCGCUUCAUAAUGUGACGGUUUAAUAAGAAGGUGAUCUGCUUUAUCUCCUAACGCAUUGCACAAGUUGACUGCAGGUAUUUACUUAAAAUAGCUACAAAUAUGAAAAUGUAUUAAACUUCAAAUAAAUAGUUUCAACAGUAUUGAAGAAACAUCCUGUGGCUAUUUCCAAAUACACCUGUAUAUACGGUAUACCAGUGUUUCCCAACCCUGGUCCUCGAAUACCCCCAACAGUACACAUUUUUAUUGUAACCCUGGACAAGUACACCUGAUUCAACUUGUCUACUAAUCAUCAAGCCCUCAGUGAGUUGAAUAAGGUGUGUUUGUCCAGGGAUACAAUGAAAAUGUGUACUGUUGGGGGUACUCGAGGACCAGGGUUGGGAAACACUGCGUUAUACAGCCCAAGCCUACUUCAGUCUACACCACAACUGUUUGGUUGUGGUGUAGAGUUUCUUUUUUACUUGUUGUCAAAUGUAAGAGUAAGACAAAAGAAUAGUGCUUGUGUGGUUGAAUAUCCAAACGUUGCCCACAUAUGAAAACUUUACCUAAUUGGUAAAAUAGGGCGGCAGGUAGCUUAGUGGUUAAGAGCGUUGUGCCAGUAACCGAAAGGUCGCUGUUUCUAAUCCCCGAUCCGACUAGGUGAAAAAUCUGUCGACGUGCCCUUGAGCAAGGUACUUAACCCUAAUUGCUCCUGUAAGUCGCUCUGGAUAAGAGCGUCUGCUAAAUGACUAAAAAUGUAAAUGUAAGUCAGCAAUGCAUGAAGCAAACGGCAACAGCGUGCCCAUUUUCACAACAACUGUGUUGAAGCACAAGGUUACAUUUCUCUUCUGUGUUGGUCCCAUAGCUAUCGAAUUGAAGCAGCGUGAAGGACACCCGUACACAUGCAGAUACUUAGUGGAACUAUGAGAGCAAAGUCUUGCACCGCGCUGCUCAUAGUAACUUAAUAAUACUGUCUCACUGAAACAAUCCUCUCCUUCUCUCCCUGUGCCAUUCAGUCUCCAGUGUGUACGGUAUUUGGUAAUUAUGUUGCCUCUAACCAUCCUCUCUCCGUAGGACCCAUGCUGCUGAGAUCGCCCACAACGUGUCUUCCAAGAACAGGAAGCUGAUUGUGGAGAGAGCAGCCCAGCUGGCCAUAAAGAUCACCAACCCCAAUGCCAGACUCCGCAGCGAGGAGAACGAGUGAUCCAGCCAUUAUUUUCUCAAUAAAACAGAUGUUUUAAUGUACA